Messenger RNA from Dryobates pubescens (Downy woodpecker), 1142 nucleotides. It is a transcript of the gene HEXIM1, whose product is annotated as HEXIM P-TEFb complex subunit 1. The record is from RefSeq and is a predicted model, not a curated record. Gene Ontology annotation, biological process: negative regulation of transcription by RNA polymerase II; negative regulation of cyclin-dependent protein serine/threonine kinase activity. Bases 214 to 1128 code for a protein of 304 amino acids. Gene Ontology annotation, molecular function: cyclin-dependent protein serine/threonine kinase inhibitor activity; 7SK snRNA binding. The transcript has a single exon. Gene Ontology annotation, cellular component: nucleus; cytoplasm; nucleoplasm. NCBI's taxonomy places the organism in Eukaryota, Metazoa, Chordata, Aves, Piciformes, Picidae.
GCGGGUUGAGGCGCGGGGCGGGGACCGGUGGGAGGGAGGCGGCGGCGCGUGCCAUGCGCGCGGGGGGGCGGGCCCGGCGCUGUUAACCCCUCGGCGACCGGUGGCAGUGACCCCAGGGGCCGCGGCCCCGGGCGGCGGGAGAGGGGGCGGGCGGGGGGUUGGCCCCAUGCGGCGCGAGUAGCGCCGGUUCCUGAGGGAGCGGAGUUGAGAGCCAUGGCCGACGCGGCCCCCGCAGAGCCGGGGCCGGAGCCCGAGCCCCGGGGCGAACCGGAGCCCCAGGGCGAACCGGAGCCGCAGCCGGAGCCCGAGCGGGGCGACGCGCCGGCAGCGGACGGUGAGGCCGGGCAGCUGCCGCCCCCCGGGGCGGAGGAGGCGGUGGCAGCAGAGACGGCGGGCGGCGCCGAGGGGCGGCCGUCGGCGGGCGGAGCGGCGCGUCCCGGCCUGGGCCCGCGGUACCGGUCGUCGGUGGGUCGCACCGAGGAGUUGCCGGUGAAGAAGAAGCACCGCCGCCGGCCGUCGAAGAAGAAGCGGCGCUGGAAGCCGUACUCGAAGCUGACCUGGGAGGAGAAGCAGCAGUUCGACGAGCGGCAGAGCCUCCGCGCGUCCAGGCUGCGCGCAGAGAUGUUCGCCAAGGGGCAGCCGGUGGCCCCCUACAACACCACCCAGUUUUUGAUGGAGGACCACGACCAGGAGGAGCCCGACCUCAAAACGGGGCUGUACCCGCGGCGGGCCGCCGCCAAGUCGGACGACACCAGCGAGGAGGAUUUCCUGGAGGAGGCGGCGGACGAGGACGGGGGCAGCGACGGGAUGGGGGGGGACGGCAGCGAGUUUCUGCAGAGGGACUUCUCGGAGACCUACGAGCGGUACCAUGUGGAGAGCCUGCAGAACAUGAGCAAGCAGGAGCUGGUGAAGGAGUACCUGGAGCUGGAGAAGUGUCUCUCCCGCAUGGAAGAGGAGAACAACCGGCUGAGGAUGGAGAGCAAAAAACACGGGGGGGAAACGGCGGAGACGGCGCGGGUGCGGCAGCUGGAGCUGGAGGUGGACAGGUUGAGAGCCGAGAACCUGCAGCUGCUGAAGGAGAGGGACCUGUCCGGCCAGGAGAAAGACCCCUGCGAGCUGGGGGAGUGACCCUGAAGGGUUGG